AUGGACAAUCCACUUCAAAACUCCAACCGGUACCAGGACAUCACCCACGCUUCCGAGCCCGUCCAGCACUCCCCCACCGCCCCCGACGACCGCCAGGCCGCCCAGCUUCCCCCGCAGGGAUACCAGACCGACCCUUUCCGACCCUCCCUCUCCCACUCACGCUCCUACGACGAGCCCAUGUACGCUCAGUACAACGACGUGGCGGGCCACAAUGUCGGCUACGAGACCAACAACGACAGCGCCGUCUGGUCUGAGCCGGAUCAUGUCCCCGCCUACACCGACUCCAAGGUGCCCCUCGACCCCGAGGCGGGCGGCAUGAUCGUAAAGGAGAAGAAAAUCAAGGAGACCGAGAUUGUUUCUACUACUGCUGCUCGUCGCUGGUGGCUCCGCAUCACUUGGACCAUGACCUGGUGGAUACCGAGCUUCCUGUUGACCUAUGUCGGCAGGAUGAAGCGUGCCGACGUCAGGAUGGCGUGGAGAGAAAAGCUGGCGAUCUUUAUGAUGAUCAUUCUCUCUUGCUGUAUCGUCCUGUUCUACAUCAUCAUCUUCGGCAAGCUGCUGUGUCCGGAUAGCGACAAGGCGUGGAACGAGACCGAGCUCGCGACACACGCCGGCGACGACGACUACUAUGCCGCCAUUGCGGGCAAGGUAUAUGAUUUUACAAAGUUCUACUCUGGCCAACACUCCGACCUGACGUCCUACACCACCUCCUCCGACGUCAUGCUCGAAUUUGCCGGUCAAGACCUCACAAACUACUUUCCCAUGCCCCUGUCCGUCGCCUGCCCCGGCCUCGUCUCUUCCACCGACCUCGUCCUGAGGCGCGCCAACUUUACGCCCAUCUUAGACUAUGCCGUGCAUACGUCCGGCCCGGCGCAGACAGAUACCGAGACCAAGUUGACUGAUAUCAACUGGUACAAGGAUACGCUCGGGCCAAAGCUGGACAAGUACUACAAAGGGUACUAUGUGUACACGAAAAAUCAGGUAGCGGAUGGGGCGGAUUCAGACUCCAAGAGCUGGGCCAUCUACAAGAAGAAAGUCUACGACCUGUCCGACUAUCUCGAGACUGAGACCUACUACACUGGCCAAUCCAACUACUCUUUCCUGAACGACGAUAUCGCGUCCCUCUUUCAAUCUUCCUCUGGACAGGAUAUCACAAGUGAUCUGGAUGAGAUCCUGAGUGGACUCUCAUCUGACGAGCAGACGGCGCAGAUGACAUGUCUGGACAAUGCGUUCUACUAUGGCAAGCUGGAUUUCAGGACAGAGGCAAAGUGUACGGUGCAGAACUAUCUGUUGCUGGCAUUCUCCAUCAUCAUCAUGGCUACCAUCGCUUCCAAGUUCUUGGCCGCCCUCCAGCUCGGUUCCAAGAGAUACCCCGAACUACUCGACAAAUUCGUCAUCUGCCAAGUCCCCUGUUAUACCGAAGGCGAAGAAUCGCUCAAACGCACGAUCGACUCGCUCGCCGCGCUCAACUAUGACGACAAGCGAAAGUUGAUAUUCAUCAUGUGCGAUGGUAAUAUCGUGGGUAGUGGAAACAACAGGCCGACGCCGAGGAUUGUAUUGGAUUUGCUGGGAGUGGACGCCAAGGUUGAUCCGGAGCCUCUGCUUUGUAAAAGUAUUGGUGAAGGCAGUAAGCAGCUCAAUUAUGGUAAAGUGUACUCUGGGCUGUACGAAUUCGAGGGCCACGUCGUCCCCUACGUUGUCGUCGUCAAAGUCGGCAAACCAUCGGAAACUUCCAAGCCCGGUAACAGAGGCAAACGAGACUCCCAAGUCCUCCUCAUGCAAUACCUCAACCGCGUCCACUUCGAAGCCCCAAUGUCACCUCUCGAACUCGAAAUCUACCACCAAAUGCGCAAUGUCAUCGGCAUCGACCCGGCAUUCUACGAAUACAUCUUCCAGGUGGAUGCGGAUACGACGGUGACGCCAGAUUCGUUGAACCGCAUGAUCAGUUGUAUGUCGGAUGAUCAGAGAAUUAUUGGGCUGUGUGGAGAGACAAAGUUGGCGAAUGAGAACGAGAGUUUCACUACCAUGAUUCAGGUCUACGAGUACUACAUCUCCCACCAUCUCACCAAGGCCUUCGAAUCCCUCUUCGGAUCGGUCACUUGUCUUCCCGGUUGUUUCUCCGUCUACCGUCUCAGAACAGUCGAGGGCGGCCGACCCAUCAUCAUAUCUUCCGUCGUCAUCGACGAGUAUGCUGAGCCAAACGUCGACACCCUCCACAAAAAGAACCUCUUCUCCUUGGGUGAAGACCGAUACCUCACGACAAUCAUGAUGAAGCACUUCCCGACGUUCAAGAUGAAGUUUACGCCUGAUGCUAUCGCGCAUACUGUGGCGCCUAGUAGCUGGGCUGUGCUUCUUUCGCAGAGACGACGAUGGAUCAACUCUACGGUGCAUAACCUGGCUGAGCUGCUGUUCUUGCCUGAAAUGUGUGGAUUCUGUAUGUUCUCGAUGAGGUGGAUCGUCUUCUUGGAUCUCCUGGGUACAGUCAUCUUACCUGCCACCUGUGGCUAUUUGAUCUACCUUGUUAUCGUGGUCUCUACCGAUCAAGCCGCCCUCCCUACCAUCUCCCUCGCCAUGAUUGCCGCCACCUACGGUCUUCAAGCUAUCAUCUUUAUCCUCAAGCGAGAGUUUAUGCUCGUCGGAUGGAUGAUCGUGUACCUCUUGGCGUUCCCGAUCUAUUCGGUGCUUUUGCCGUUGUACUCGUUCUGGUCGAUGGACGACUUUAGUUGGGGUAACACUCGUAAGGUCAUCGGUGAAGGUAGCCAGAAGACGGUCGUCAUUGAGGACGACGAGCCUUUCAGCGAGAGUAUGAUUCCGUACAGAACUUUCCAGGAAUACGAGUACAACGCUUGGGAGACUGGAUCCAUCCGCUCGGCGCCCUCCGAAAAAUCCCGCCGAACGACUCAGACCAGCCGCUCAGCUGCCUCCCGCCUCCACCCCAAUCCCAUCGGCAACAACAACCGUGCCCCAUCAUUCCACUCCUCCACUUCCGACCUACCUCGCGGGGCUGACUAUUGGCGUGACUCUUCGCCUCUCGGCAAGGGACACGAGUCAAAACGGAUGCGCAAUUCGCCGAGCCAACAGUCUCUGGCAAUGGGAGGCGGCGCAGGCAAGGAUGGAAGAGGCAGAGUCCAGAGCAUGGCGGGUAUGUCCAUGUGGGGUCCUGCUUCGGUCUAUGACGCCCCUCAACAAGGCUUCAUGAACCCCAUGAUGACCGGCGGCUCAUUCCAUUCUCAAGGACCUCCGUCGUUCUAUCCUCCAGGCGCGAUGGGUCCAGGGUCGAUGUACGGAAGCCCGAUGAUGAUGCCCAUGGGAGGAGGUAUGGGCAUGGGAAUGGGAAUGCCGAUGGGCGCGCAACAUACCGGAGGAUCCAUGUCGAUGUCCCAGGGUAUGGGAGCGGGUGGGGCGCCGAGGAAUACGAUGAUGCCGUCGCAGUCGAGGAUGAGCUCUUUCACGCUUGGUGGGGGUGGUGAAAACGCUAACAAUCUGGCGGGAAUGAAGGUGAACGAGGCGAGCCUCGUCGGAGACGAAGAGGUCCUCGAGGUGUUGAGGGAAUGGCUGGGGAAACAGGAUCUGAUGAGCGUGACGAAGAGGCAGACCCGAGAUGCGACCUACGCGCUCUUCCCGAAUGCCGGACUUCAAGCUCGAGCAGGAUGGUUGAAUGAGCAGGUCGACAAGAUUCUGAGCGAGCUUUGA
Molecule: messenger RNA, 3693 nt
Organism: Cryptococcus wingfieldii CBS 7118
Lineage: Eukaryota; Fungi; Basidiomycota; Tremellomycetes; Tremellales; Cryptococcaceae
Product: chitin synthase
Exons: 10
Coding region: 1-3693 (1230 amino acids)
Cellular component (GO): cell periphery; cell septum
Molecular function (GO): chitin synthase activity
Source: RefSeq, a predicted model, not a curated record